UCGGUGUCGCCGGUAUGACAGUGGCGUAAAUGAUGUUGAAGUAAGGGUGUUGUUUCUGAGGUUACCAGCCAACGUUAGUAGAUCUUGGAAACCGCCAGGAGCGCAUCCAGAAUUUUCACAGAAUGAACUUACUCGUGAAAUUUUGACCAUAACAAGUGGACGCCUUGUCGCCACAACCGCGUAAAACGUCGAGUGACACUGCAUAUUCAAUGUCGAAUCGAGCCAGCAUCCCUGGAAAUCAUUUUAUAUUCUAAUGUCAUUGAUUAAAACAAUUAUUCAAAUAUCCUCAUCGAAAUAUUCUUGAUAAAAGAGUGAUGGUUUACCACUUCAUUCCCAUGGGAUAUUGAGGAUUCAUCUUUUUUCCGCAAUUCGAAAGUCAUAGUCAUCAACGUAAAGAACAUGCAGAUUUAAAGAAGGAACAUAGUCGCGAAUGAAUUUCAACUUGUUGAUCUUGAAUGACCAUUGAUCCCUUAUAUUACAGUUUGAUGUAAUUCCACUGACUGUGGAUUUGCUGUUACGAGAUGCCUUUGGCUGCGGAGCCGUUCACCUUCACCUGGUCGCUUCCAGCACUGACCUGCAGACAUGGUGUUUCUCCCGAAGAGGCCAACUUCCAAGACGAGUUCUUCCAGAAGGUCAAAGAAACCAAGACCACCCUCGACCGCAUCUACCUGUCAUCACUCACAAGAAACAGGGAAAAGGCAAUCAUUUACGACUACGAGAAAUGGGCGCGAAAAGACGGGAAGCCGGCCGAAAAGAAGUCCGAGGACAUGUCGCAGGCGUCUGCGUCGAAGCACCGACAGCGUCCAGCUCGUGGACCCGUACGUCCGCUCGGGGUUGACGACCGAAAGAUUGAAGCGGCGUUGCAAUGUGGACUCUGGGACGAUUCGAGACCCCGGCAGAAGAAGAAAAGUCUCAGGAUGCCGCACAUCAUGAGUCGCGUCCAAUGCUACGAUUUCGAUGAUGAAUACCAGGGUGACGUGGAAAGACCGCAUCAAGAGGGUUGCGCUUACUCUCUGGAUAGCUCGAAAGUGUUUAGAGUGAUUCAAGAGGAGACCAGAGACCAGGCAAAUAGGAGACUGAAGAAGGGUAAAUGCGGUGGUUGGAAACCAAAGAAACCGGUGCGGCAGGUCUCCCCGUCAAUGAUCGACUCCGUGGAUGAAUCCGACGAUGAUUACUCCUCGUCGGUCAGAGUAACCAUUGAGGAGGAGCACUCCAAAACACGCGGUGGUGUCGUGACGAAGGUGACGCACAGACAAAAGCUGGGCUUCUCGAGGAUCAAAAAGCGCGGGGUUGUACAGAGCGAUACUGUCGAGUAUCGCCUACCAAAACUGAACAGCAAACCGAUCAUCACAGAGAUUGUAGCAGAGGAACCUAACGGGGAACAUGAUCACACCGAAAAUGUGGUGAAACUUCCUCUUCUUGAGGGUGUCAAGAAGAAGCCAUCGGCGGAAAAGCCGAAGAAGAAAGUCAAACACUGCAAGAAGCUUUCAAGAAUGAGAAGAAAGAAAAAGUUGGAAAGGGAAAAGGAGAAUGACGAAUCAUCAAUUGGGUUGAUCACCGAUGACGAAGUUGAGACCGAGCUCAGCCUAGAGACACCGGUCUUGGAGAAAGUCUCGAACAAGCUGUCCGAUAUAUCUCGAGGAAAGGUCGACGACAUCGACUCGAAGACCAUCAAGAAUAAGCUGACGUGCAAGAAGGCAGUUGAUGAAGAUGCCUUGAGUGAAUAUCCAUUUAUGACAAUGGGGAUUGACGAUUUAUCAUCGGAUGAAGAAUGUCUCUGUGACGAAUGUCUCGCGGAAAUGUCAUCAUCAGCGAAACCAAAAUUGGACAAGAAGCCAAUCAAAUCCAUUCUGUCACCAAGACGACGAAGACGGACAACGUCAUCCGGAAGCACCAAGAGCGUGAGUUUUGCCGAGACUGAGAAUCUAGAGGACAUUCGGUUGAUAUCACCUCUUGCUGUUCGGAAUGAAAACAUGAAAAAAAUCGAGGAUGAGGAGCGACGGGAGAGGUUGAAACAAAAGGAUAUUAAAAGGCGGGAAAGGCGGCAGCGAGAGCGGGAGAGGUUCGCUGCACUGAAUAAGAAAUCGAUGAAAAAGGCAGAGGCUCAACAAAAAGUCAAAGACAUUCAGGAGAAAAUCAAAGGCAUGUCUAAAACAAUGCCAACAUGUCCUGAGUCCAAGCCUCCUUUAACCUCAAUGAGUCAAGAUACCAUCACAACAAGCCAUGAUAGUAUAGAUGGUAGUGAUAAUGAUGCUUCUCUUUCGGGGGAAAAGGAGAACCACAAUGACAGAGACAAUGAACUGCUUUCUCUGGGUGAUAAAAUGGAUGGCGACAGUGGGUUCGAAGACGGUACCCCGAGGUCUCCGACACCGAAUUCCGAAGUCCACGAAGUCGAAGCUCUUCUGCUCGAUCCUCAAGACGGUCGGUUAUACGAGGAUGUUGUCUUAGAAAAAGGCAACGGGAAGAUCACCGUAGCUCAACUCGGGUAUCGAAUCAAAAGUAUCUUUGAUCGUGAUCUACCAACCCCUGCUCCUCCCAAACCACCUCCGACAGCUACGACAAAACACGACGUCGUCGAUCACGAAGUUGAGAAGUCACCGGCGGAGGACGAGGAUGACGAGAAGGACAAGGCGUUUGUCACGAAAUGCGUCGAUUGGAACGAAACGACGGAAUCGGCGAGUACGUCCAGAUCCGCCACGCCAGUUGAGAAGGAAGACAUGUCGGAUUUCAUCAUGUCGAUGAAGAACUGCCGCUAUAUCAGGUGGAGUAAGAGCUACCAGGAUAUGUUAGAAAAGAUGGAGAAAUGAAACAAAGCGGUAUCAAUAGGCAGUGACUGUACUUGUUGGAAUCAGUAACGGGCAAGAGGAAACAUUCCCCUAAAUUGUUUAUUAUAAUUCAUCUUCAUGAUUUAUCUUCGAUGUCUCCUUAAAGGACAAGUCCACGACAACACAAAGUAUAUAUGAAUAAAAAGAGAAAAACG
Messenger RNA from Lytechinus variegatus (green sea urchin), 2980 nucleotides. RefSeq lists its product as uncharacterized. The transcript has 2 exons. The coding region runs from base 522 to 2807 and encodes 761 amino acids. NCBI's taxonomy places the organism in Eukaryota, Metazoa, Echinodermata, Echinoidea, Temnopleuroida, Toxopneustidae. The record is from RefSeq and is a predicted model, not a curated record.